Molecule: messenger RNA, 1151 nt
Organism: Cladocopium goreaui
Lineage: Eukaryota; Dinophyceae; Suessiales; Symbiodiniaceae
Source: the annotation of a GenBank genome assembly
GCAGAGCCAUCCGGCAGAGCCACCCGGCAGAGCAGUCUGAGUCGAUCUCACCGGUUUGCCGUGGAGCGGCGGUCGGAAACACGAGGUAUCGCGAUGACUGACAUGACAAUGAGGGGCACCUUGAGCCUCAACAGCAACGACAGCUUGGACAGCGCAGUCUCGACGACCUCAUCGCAACUCUCGACAAGCAAGGAGCCACGGCAGCUUCUUCUACUCCUGUCCAGCCGGAGAGUGGAGAAUGCCUUGAGGUCUGUUCGUGACAGCUUGCGGGUGAAGGCUAAGGACUCGUUGAACCUCGCCAGACUUUUGAAGAUUCUUGCCGAAGUGCACGCAUUGUGGAAACUCCGCGAAGCUUGGGGUUCCAAGCCUGAUGAAUCAUGGGGCGUUUUCUUGCAGCACUUGUCGGAGAUCCUGGCACCGCGUUUGACAUGUCGUUCAGUGGCCUUGAUCCAAGUGGAGGACUGGCGAGCUGUAAAGGAGUGGUGCGUUGGCUUCCCCCCGGAGACCUUAGGUGAAGUGAUUGAGGCUACUUUGCGUUUCCAUCAAAGCCCAACACCCAUUCAAGUCGUGCGACUCUCCUCCGUCUUGGAUCGGAUGCAUCGAUGCCGCAUGAAGAUCAUGACGCGCCAAUUUUCGAGAUCCCAAGAAAGCGUCUCCCAGUGCUCAGACAACAGCAACACUCUCAAGAAUGCUACCGGUGCACCCAAGAUCCCUGGGUCAUUUUUGUUGGUCCGAAUGAAUGCAGACAUGGCCAAGCUCUCCAAGAUACAGGCUGGAGUUUACGUGCUGACCUUCUCACAGGAGUCAGGAACGCAGCUUUUGAGUUUGGUUCCACCGAUGGUUGUCAGCCUGGCCACAGUCUCCCAGCAGGAGUCUCUCUACAAGCUUUAUCCUCAAGCUUGGGCCCAGUUUGGAAGUUUGGAGAUCAUGCCCAGCUUGUGCAGCGAAAAUACUGCUGAAUCCGGAAACCAUCGGAAACCAAAAACGAGACCGGACCGACGCGUUUCGCGUCUUGUGUCCUUGGACCUUCAGGUCAAAGCAGGGAACUGGCAAAACCAAGGUCUUCCCAGAAACACUCUUGCAGACCUCAGGCAACUGACCACUGUGGGCUCUGUGCAAAGCACGAGCAUUGCCAUGUCUCAGCUUGACAU